GGCUGCAGUGCCUCAGUGGGGCCGAGAGCACCAGGAGCUGCUGGAAUGAGUGUCCCCCAAGGACGGACCCUGCAGGUUUUGUCUGCUGUUUCGGGCUUGCAGUCAGGCCUCCAAGGUACUCGGCAAAGCUUCAGCGGGCUUGAAGAGAGUUAUCUCCUCAACCCCGUGUCGGUGGCUGCUCUGUGCUUUGCCAGGCUAUCCGUGGAGCCCUUUCUUGCUGGUGGAAAGGCAGGACAGGGUGUUGGGAUAAACAGAUGAGUGCUGCGCUCUGUAAAUGCGGCACGCAAGGCUGCGUGCGCUAAUGUUUAACUUGCCUCCUGUUUUUCUUUCCACCCGUUAGGCAAUCCUGAGUGGUGCACAUCUUGACAGAGUCUCCUAGCGACCUUUUCUGCGGGGCUGAAUGACAGCAGAAGCUGCCAGGUGAACCCGAUGAGCCUGUGAAGAGGUGAGACCAGGACACACCAUGGGUCAGAAGGUCACAGGUGGGAUAAAGACUGUGGAUAUGAGGGACCCUGUGUAUAGGCCGUUGAAACAGGAGCUCCAAGGACUCGACUACAGCAAACCCACGCGGCUGGACUUGCUGCUGGACAUGCCUCCCGUGUCCUACGAGGUGCAGCUGCUGCACUCGUGGAACAACGACGACCGCUCGCUGAACGUGUUCGUGAAGGAGGACGACAAGCUCAUAUUUCACCGGCAUCCGGUGGCCCAGAGCACGGACGCCAUCAGGGGCAAGGUGGGGUACACGCGGGGGCUGCACGUGUGGCAGAUCACGUGGGCCAUGCGGCAGCGGGGCACCCACGCCGUGGUGGGGGUGGCCACGGCGGACGCCCCCCUGCACUCGGUGGGCUACACGACCCUGGUGGGGAACAACCACGAGUCGUGGGGCUGGGACCUGGGCCGCAACAGGCUCUACCACGACGGCAAGAACCAGCCCAGCAAAACCUACCCCGCCUUCCUGGAGCCGGACGAGACUUUCAUCGUGCCCGACUCCUUCCUGGUGGUCCUGGACAUGGAUGAUGGGACGCUGAGCUUCAUUGUCGAUGGGCAGUACAUGGGGGUGGCGUUUCGAGGACUCAAAGGGAAGAAGCUGUACCCGGUGGUGAGCGCAGUGUGGGGACACUGUGAGAUACGGAUGUGCUACUUGAACGGACUCGACCCUGAACCACUGCCUUUGAUGGACUUGUGUCGGCGAGCUGUGAGGCUCGCUCUGGGCAAGGAGAGACUGACUGAGAUCCCCACGCUGCCCCUGCCAGCCUCCCUCAAGAGUUACCUGCUCUACCAAUGACCUUGGUGUCCGGGGACAGAGAGCUGGAACCAAGGCAACGCGUCGGAGCUGACCCGCCGAGCAACGGGCUCUCCACCCUCGUGUCAUCGCUACUGUUGGGACUCCUCGGCCAAAGUAUUCCUGCCACUGCUUCAGCCUCCGUGUGCCCUUACUGGGCAAGCUCCCAAGUAAUCCUUGUUUCACAGCUGAGUGUUUUGUUCUUUGGAAGUCACUUGCCCCAGCGCACUUACAGAAGCUCUGUGCUUCCCUGCUUCUCCUGAGGAAAGCUGUGCUUUGUCCUUUGGGUUCAAGGGCCUAGGAGGGAAUGAUUUGUUUGUACCAGCUAAGGGGAAGGACAUGAUCUGGGGGAAAGGGAAGGCAUUAGGAGUGGAAAGGUUAAGA
This is a messenger RNA of Empidonax traillii (willow flycatcher), 1666 nucleotides long. It is a transcript of the gene SPSB1, whose product is annotated as splA/ryanodine receptor domain and SOCS box containing 1. Lineage: Eukaryota; Metazoa; Chordata; Aves; Passeriformes; Tyrannidae. The coding region runs from base 464 to 1285 and encodes 273 amino acids. The transcript is spliced from 2 exons. Gene Ontology annotation, cellular component: SCF ubiquitin ligase complex. Gene Ontology annotation, biological process: proteasome-mediated ubiquitin-dependent protein catabolic process. Gene Ontology annotation, molecular function: protein binding. The record is from RefSeq and is a predicted model, not a curated record.